Psylliodes chrysocephalus is the source of this 321-nucleotide messenger RNA. Lineage: Eukaryota; Metazoa; Arthropoda; Insecta; Coleoptera; Chrysomelidae. The record is from the annotation of a GenBank genome assembly.
AUGAACACUCUUUCAUCAUACAAACACGACUACGGUCCAUUACCAAGUGAGGUUUCAUCAGCUAUCAAGCCUAUUUAUGAAGAACUCAGCAAAGAAGAGCUCUUGGAGAGAUGUGCUGGUGGCUUUACGCAAAACAAUACUGAAAGUUUAAACCAGUUAAUUUGGAAAAUUACUUCAAAAAUACUUCCUGCUGGUUCAAAAAUAGUAGAGAUUGCUGCUUUUGUCGCUGCUGGCACUUUCAACGAAGGAGUCUUAGAUUUGUUGCUUUUUAUGCAUGGCAUGGACUUGAUGCUUGCCCGAAACAGUCACGAGUAUGCCUGA